This is a messenger RNA of Ipomoea nil (Japanese morning glory), 3736 nucleotides long. RefSeq names its product calcium-transporting ATPase 4, endoplasmic reticulum-type-like. The record is from RefSeq and is a predicted model, not a curated record. Gene Ontology annotation, cellular component: membrane. The transcript has 9 exons. Lineage: Eukaryota; Viridiplantae; Streptophyta; Magnoliopsida; Solanales; Convolvulaceae. Gene Ontology annotation, biological process: intracellular calcium ion homeostasis; calcium ion transmembrane transport. Gene Ontology annotation, molecular function: ATP hydrolysis activity; ATP binding; P-type calcium transporter activity. Bases 201 to 3392 code for a protein of 1063 amino acids.
AAAGUACGAAGCCGCUUAGGAAGCAAUCGCGGAAGCGCAGGGUUCGCUUUCUUAUAAGACCAGAGAUCUCAUCCGUUUUGAGUGUUGUGUCGAGGCGAAAAUCGAUAACAGUUCACUGCUACAUCUCUGCAAUCGACUCUUCAGUAUUCUGGUGAUAUUGGGGAGAUUGCAGGGGAUUUUUUGGGGGAGUAGAGUGAUUGAUGGGAAAAGGAGGGCAGAAUUAUGGGAGCACUACGGAUGCUGGCGGCAGAACGGCGGCCGACCAGGAUGUGUUUCCGGCAUGGUCGAAGGAUGUGAAGGAGUGUCUGGACAAGUUCCAAGUGAGCUUGGAGAAGGGGUUAUCUGAGGAGGAAGCUAUUAGGAGGAGAGAAAUUUAUGGCUCGAAUGAGUUUGAGAAGCAUGAGGGACCGUCGAUUUUUAAAUUGAUUUUGGAUCAGUUUAAUGAUACACUAGUGAGGAUUUUGCUUGCUGCUGCUGUGAUAUCGUUUGUUUUGGCUUGGUAUGAUGGAGAUGAGGGUGGUGAGAUGGGGAUCACUGCUUUUGUGGAGCCUCUGGUGAUAUUCUUGAUUCUGAUUGUUAAUGCCGCAGUAGGUGUUUGGCAGGAGAACAAUGCAGAGAAAGCUUUGGAAGCUUUGAAGGAGAUUCAGUCCGAGCAUGCAACUGUGAUUCGUGAGGGAACUAAAGUUUCCAGCUUGCCUGCUAAGGAUCUUGUUCCAGGGGACAUUGUUGAGUUGAAAGUAGGGGAUAAAGUGCCGGCUGACAUGAGAGUAUUGAAUUUAAUUAGCUCAACUCUCCGUCUUGAGCAGGGGUCCUUGACUGGAGAGAGUGUAGCUGUGAGUAAGAAUACUAAGGUUGUACCAGAAGAGGUUGAAAUCCAGGGGAAAAAAUGCAUGGUCUUUGCAGGUACGACUGUAGUCAAUGGACACUGCUUCUGCUUGGUUACUCAAACUGGGAUGAACACGGAGAUAGGAAAGGUGCAUUCUCAGAUUCAUGAGGCAUCACAGAGUGAGGAAGAUACACCAUUAAAGAAAAAGCUUAAUGAGUUUGGAGAGGCUUUGACUGCUAUUAUUGGUGUAAUUUGUGCUCUAGUUUGGCUGAUUAAUGUGAAGUACUUCCUUUCUUGGGAGUUUGUUGAUGGAUGGCCUAGGAAUUUUAAGUUUUCAUUUGAGAAGUGCACUUAUUACUUUGAAAUUGCAGUUGCUUUGGCUGUUGCUGCCAUUCCAGAAGGUUUGCCUGCAGUUAUUACAACAUGCUUGGCACUUGGCACACGUAAGAUGGCUGCUAAGAAUGCUCUUGUUCGCAAGCUGCCCAGUGUUGAAACUCUUGGUUGUACAACAGUUAUUUGCUCAGAUAAAACAGGUACAUUGACUACCAAUAAGAUGUCAGUGGCUAAGCUGGUUGCCAUGGGUUCCAAGUCAAACAUUACGCGGUCAUUCGAUGUUGAAGGGACAACAUAUGAUCCUUUUGAUGGAAAAAUACAUGAUUGGCCAUUGGGGCGGAUGGAUUCUAAUCUUCAAAUGAUUGCAAAGAUUGCAGCUAUCUGCAAUGAUGCUAACAUUGAAAAAUCAGGGGAUCAUUAUGUGACCACUGGAAUGCCUACUGAGGCAGCAUUAAAGGUUCUUGUUGAGAAAAUGGGACUUCCUGAUGGCCUAGAUACUGGUUCUUCCAAAACUUACAGUGAUGCACCAUGUUGCUCUUCCACAUGGAACAAAAUUGAACGACGAAUUGCUACUCUUGAGUUUGAUCAUGAUAGGAAGUCCAUGGGUGUGAUUGUAAGCUCCAGCUCCGGACAAAAGUCAUUGUUAGUGAAGGGUGCAGUUGAAAGUUUGUUAGAAAGGAGUUCCUAUGUGCAAUUGUUGGAUGGUUCAGUUGUAGAACUAGAUGGCAAUUCAAGACAUGCGAUAUUGCAAAGCCUUAGCGAAAUGUCCUCCAAAGCAUUGCGUGUUUUAGGUUUUGCAUAUAAGGUGGACUUACCUGAGUUUGCAACAUAUAAUGGUGAUGACGACCACCCAGCACAUGAGCUAUUGCUUAAUCCUGCCAAUUACCCUUCAAUUGAGAAUAAACUCAUAUUUGUUGGCUUGACUGGUAUAAGGGAUCCUCCUCGGAAAGAGGUGCGUCAAGCUAUACAGGAUUGCAGAGAUGCUGGAAUUCGUGUUAUAGUUAUAACAGGAGAUAACAAGAAUACAGCUGAAACUAUUUGCCGUGAAAUUGGUGUCUUUGGAUCCCAUGAGAACAUUACUUCAAGAAGCUUAACCGGAACACAAUUUAUGGGACUUGCUGACCCGAAAUCACAUUUAAGACAAAGUGGAGGGCUUCUAUUCUCUAGGGCAGAGCCAAGGCAUAAACAAGAGAUAGUGAGGAUUCUCAAAGAAGAUGGUGAGGUGGUUGCUAUGACUGGGGAUGGGGUGAAUGAUGCACCUGCCCUCAAAUUGGCUGAUAUUGGAAUUGCAAUGGGAAUUACAGGAACUGAGGUAGCAAAGGAAGCUUCGGACAUGGUUCUAGCAGAUGAUAAUUUUAGCACAAUUGUUGCUGCUGUUGGGGAAGGCAGGUCAAUAUACAACAACAUGAAGGCAUUCAUCAGGUAUAUGAUUUCCUCAAACAUUGGGGAGGUUGCUUCUAUAUUUCUUACGGCUGCUUUAGGAAUUCCCGAGGGUCUGAUCCCAGUUCAACUUCUGUGGGUCAACCUGGUCACUGACGGACCCCCGGCAACAGCAUUGGGUUUCAAUCCACCAGACCAAGAUAUAAUGAAAAAACCACCGAGGAGAAGUGAUGACUCACUUAUCAAUGCUUGGAUCUUGUUCCGCUAUCUGGUGAUUGGAAUGUAUGUUGGUGUAGCAACUGUUGGGGUUUUUGUCAUCUGGUACACCCAUAACUCAUUCCUUGGCAUCGACCUAAGCGGAGAUGGCCACAGCCUGGUCACUUAUUCCCAGCUUUCUAACUGGGGUCACUGCAGUUCGUGGAAGAAUUUCACAGCAUCACCCUUUACAGCAGGAUCUCAAGUGAUCAGUUUUGAUGAUAACCCAUGCGACUACUUCCAGGCUGGCAAAAUCAAAGCCACGACACUAUCCUUGUCUGUCUUGGUCGCUAUUGAGAUGUUUAAUUCCCUCAAUGCCCUUUCCGAAGACGGAAGCCUCGUGACAAUGCCUCCUUGGGUCAAUCCAUGGCUACUUAUAGCAAUGUCUGUCUCCUUCGGCUUGCACUUCUUGAUACUUUACGUGCCAUUCCUGGCUCGAGUAUUUGGCAUCGUGCCCCUCAGCCUGAACGAGUGGUUGCUGGUAUUGGCAGUCGCGUUGCCUGUGAUAUUGAUAGAUGAGGUCCUCAAGUUUGUGGGCAGGUGUACAAGUGGAGUACGGAGAAGAGAAAGGGAAACUGGAAAGCACAAGGCAGAGUAAAUGGCCUAUAUAUUGGGGAAUCAACCUGGAAUAUGGUGAAAAGCCAAAUCAUGAGACUACACUUGAUUCAUUAGAAAAGAAAAACCUCUCAAGGUAGGUUGAAUUAGAUUUACUGUUGGUCCCUGUCUUUAAAAAUCUUUGAACCCCUCCCGUUGAACUAACCAAGGGUUAUUUUGGACCAAACAGAUUUAAUUAGAUUCAUUAGACGCCUAUAUUACUCGUGAUGAUAGGGGUUAGUGAAGGAUAAUUAUUUGUUGCAAGAUCAUGUGUUAAUUAUAAUGUUGACAAACAGCUUAUAUCAAAUUGGACUUGAUUCUGCAAAUUGCUGAAGCUUAGUUUAAUUA